This is a messenger RNA of Mycena citricolor, 327 nucleotides long. Lineage: Eukaryota; Fungi; Basidiomycota; Agaricomycetes; Agaricales; Mycenaceae. The record is from the annotation of a GenBank genome assembly.
AUGGCCCUGCGCCAAAACAAACAAUCCUUUGCGGAUUAUAUCUCUGACUUUGAGAUGCUGGCUGCGGACGCAGGGUACAAUGUGGUCACCACCACCGAUGACAAGGGCGAGUACAAGAAGGGGGAUCAAGACAACAUCCUUAUUGAGGUCCUUGAGCGUGGGCUGAGCAGAAAGAUUGCAAGUCGCCUCGACAACACUGGUGUCCCUUUGCCCAAGGCGUAUGGUGCCUUCAAGGACUGGUGUGUCAACAUCGAGGCAAACCCUCUGCGCGAUCAGCUGCGCAAAGCAUCGCAUGGGCACUCCAUGCCACGACCACCUCCCCAAUGA